AUGGAGACUCUCAAAGGUGAUUGCCAGAUAUGUCAUCGGAACCAGAUCAAGUACACGUGCCCAGCGUGUAGUACAAGGACGUGUUCACUAGAUUGUUAUAAAAUACACAAGGAGAGAGAUUCUUGUACUGGUAAAGUUGAUACAACCAAGUUCAUACAGAAACUGGAGCUAACGGAGAAUCCAACACAUUUGAAUCGGGAUUACAACUACCUAGUAAAUGUUGGCAGAUCAAUUCAUUUAUCGAAGGAAGACAUUAGAGAAAAAGCAAAAAAUAUCUUGAAACGAGCCAGACAAGAUAAUAGGCAAGAUCGAAAACGAUUCAAACAAAAUGAAGCUGAGGAGGACAAGAGAAGAUUACUGGUGAUGCAGAUAUUUCCUCACAAUCCUGCUGUUGUCGUCAAGAGGGAGAACACCAUGAUUGUACAAGUUGCGCCAGGAAUGCAAAGAGCCAUGUCUAAUAAAACUGGGUAUGACAGAAAAUCCAACUCAUUUACCUGGACCAUUGAGUGGAUUGUUGUGGAUGUUACCGGGAAUACAGAAAUUACCAAGUUUCUCAGUUAUCGUUUGAAUGAGCAACUAUCUCUCCUCCGAGCUGUCCCGUUGAAUGUACUAAAAAGCCACGGCAUAUCUGAGACGUCCCAAUUGCAUUUUUAUUUGAAGAAUGUGACAAAUACUCCAUCAAACUCGGUCAUUGAGUUGAACGGUGAACAUUCAAUCAGUGAUGCGUUGAAGGAUAAAAUUGUGUUGGAAUAUCCAACGAUCUACAUUACCGUGAGUGAUGAAGCCAUGGCUAGCCGUGUUGUAGAUGCAAGUCGAGCUUAUGAGCCGGAACACGAUGAACUGGACUCUGAUGACUCUGAACCAGACUCAGAAUCUCUGGAAAGCUCAUCCAGUGAAGAGAGUUCCGAUGAUGAUAGCGAGAGCGAUUCUGAUAGUGGACCUGAGGAAUCAACGGCGAAAUCCACCGUUUCAAUCAAAGUAGACUUGGGUGAGCAGUCUGUAGGAGAUUCCGAUGUAGGAAACUGA
Messenger RNA from Lodderomyces parapsilosis, 1026 nucleotides. RefSeq lists its product as uncharacterized. The transcript has a single exon. The record is from RefSeq and is a predicted model, not a curated record. Gene Ontology annotation, biological process: maturation of LSU-rRNA from tricistronic rRNA transcript (SSU-rRNA, 5.8S rRNA, LSU-rRNA); snoRNA localization; box C/D snoRNP assembly. Gene Ontology annotation, cellular component: nucleus; pre-snoRNP complex. Lineage: Eukaryota; Fungi; Ascomycota; Pichiomycetes; Serinales; Debaryomycetaceae. Bases 1 to 1026 code for a protein of 341 amino acids.